Molecule: messenger RNA, 5935 nt
Organism: Gigantopelta aegis
Lineage: Eukaryota; Metazoa; Mollusca; Gastropoda; Neomphalida; Peltospiridae
Product: cullin-3-like
Exons: 21
Coding region: 336-2669 (777 amino acids)
Biological process (GO): ubiquitin-dependent protein catabolic process; protein ubiquitination
Cellular component (GO): Cul3-RING ubiquitin ligase complex
Molecular function (GO): ubiquitin protein ligase binding
Source: RefSeq, a predicted model, not a curated record
CAAAAAUGAUAACCCAAAGAAUUUAAAUUUUUUUGUAAUGAGAGGUAGAGGUAGAGUCUAGAGAGAGAGAGAGAGAGAGAGAGAGAGAGAGAGAGAGAGAGAGAGAGAGAGAGAGAGAGAGAGAGAGAGAGAGAGAGAGAGAGAGAGAGAGAGAGAGAGAGAGAGAGAGGCGAGGAGGGGGGGGGGGUAUAGUGGGUCCCCUGCUCCCCUCCCCCAUCGAUUCGCAUCUGUUAAUAUUACUGUACAUAAUUAUGAAAAUCCGUUGAAUCAUUGACGGAUCUAGAGGGAGUCCCAGCCUGUCAUGUCAUAGGGUUUUACUAGCCCGAGUACUCUGAAUGAACUGCUGUCUCGGAUACCAAGAAUACAAAAUGUCGAGUGGGAUGAUUCCCCGAUCUCAGGCGAGAAAAGACACGAAGAUGCGCAUUCGUGCAUUUCCCAUGACAAUGGAUGAGAAAUAUGUAAACAACAUCUGGGCAUUGCUGAAGAAUGCCAUUCAGGAGAUCCAGAAAAAGAACAACAGUGGCUUGAGUUUCGAGGAGCUGUAUCGAAAUGCCUAUACCAUGGUUCUACACAAGCAUGGCGAGAAACUCUACAAUGGUCUGAGUGAGGUGGUCGUAGAACAUUUGGUUAACAAGGUAAGAGAAGAUGUUCUUUCGGCUUUGAACAACAACUUCCUGCAGACACUCAACACGGCCUGGAACGACCACCAGACAUCCAUGGUGAUGAUCCGAGACAUCCUCAUGUACAUGGAUCGUGUGUACGUCCAGCAGAACAGCGUGGACAACGUGUACAAUCUUGGCUUGAUCAUCUUCCGUGACAAGGUCGUCCGGCACCCGGUCAUUAGGGAUCAUCUCAAGACCACCCUGCUCGAGAUGGUCGCCAAAGAAAGGAAGGGAGAAGUCGUUGACAGGGGUGCUGUCAAGAAUGCCUGUCAGAUGCUUAUGAUCCUGGGGAUUGAUUCGCGUGGUGUAUAUGAAGAGGACUUUGAAAAACCAUUCCUCGAGAAGUCGGCCGAAUUCUACCGGUUGGAGAGUCAGAAAUUCCUUGGCGAGAACAGUGCCUCAGUGUACAUAAAGAAAGUCGAGGCGCGGAUCAAUGAGGAAGCCGAGCGUGCGAAACAUUACCUCGACAAGAGUACGGAAGAUCCCAUUGUGAAGGUUUUGGAAGAUGAACUUAUAUGUAAACAUAUGAAGACUAUUGUGGAGAUGGAAAACUCUGGUGUUGUACACAUGCUGGAGAACAACAAAACAGAUGAUCUGGCCUGCAUGUACAAGCUGUUCUACCGAGUGUUUCUUGGUUUGAAGACGAUGUGCGACUGUAUAAGCAAGUAUCUGAGAGAGCAGGGCCGCGCGCUCACAGUCGAAGAUGUAGAGGAGGGCAAAAGUGCCAUUUCAUAUAUUCAGAGUUUGUUGGACCUGAAAGAUCGGUUUGAUCACUUCCUUCACGAAUCAUUCAGCGACGACAAGCAGUUCAAACAGAUGAUCUCGAGUGACUUUGAGUACUUCAUUAACCUGAACACGAAAUCACCCGAGUUUUUAUCAUUAUUUAUUGACGACAAACUGAAGAAAGGUGUCAAGGGGAUGACUGAGCAGGAGAUUGAGAACGUUCUGGACAAGAGCAUGGUGCUGUUCCGCUACCUGCAGGAGAAGGAUGUGUUUGAGCGCUACUACAAGCAGCACCUGGCGCGCAGGCUGCUGCUCAACAAGAGUGUGUCCGAUGACUCGGAGAAAAACAUGAUCUCCAAGCUCAAGACUGAAUGUGGAUGUCAGUUCACGUCCAAGUUGGAGGGGAUGUUUAAAGACAUGACCGUGUCUAACACAAUCAAUGAGGAAUUCAAGUCAUUCGUACCUCAUGCACAGGUAAACCUGUCGGGUGUUGAUCUCACUGUGAGGGUGCUAACCACUGGCUUCUGGCCUACUCAGUCAGCCACGCCGCGGUGCAAUAUUCCACAAGCUCCCAGGACGGCCUUUGAAGCUUUUAGGAGGUUUUAUUUAGCAAAACACAGCGGGCGGCAGUUGACGCUUCAACCUCAACUAGGUUCAGCCGACCUGCACGCCACAUUCUACGGUCCCAAGAAAGAAGACUCAUCUGAGAGUGCCGCUAGUUCUGCGAAGGGUCCCAGAAAACAUAUACUUCAAGUGUCCACCUACCAGAUGUGUAUAUUAAUGUUAUUCAACAACAACUGUAAAAAGUGGACAUACGAGGAAAUUAAAACGGAAACUGACAUCCCUGAAAGGGAGCUAACUCGGGCUCUUCAGUCAUUGGCAGUUGGUAAACUUGCACAGAGAGUGCUACACAAAGAACCAAAAACUAAAGAUAUUGAACCUGCACACGUUUUUACAGUUAAUGAUCAGUUUUCGUCCAAGCUUUUCAGGGUUAAAAUUCAAAUGGUUGCUGCAAACAAAGGUGAAGCUGAACCUGAGAGGAAAGAAACGAGAACUAAAGUAGAUGAAGACAGAAAACACGAAAUAGAAGCAGCACUCGUGAGAAUAAUGAAGGCCAGGAAGAAGUUACAACACAAUGUCUUGGUAGCAGAGUGUACGGAGAUGUUGAAACCUCGCUUUCUGCCGAGCCCUGUGGUCAUAAAGAAGAGGAUAGAAGGCUUGAUAGAGAGGGAAUACUUGGCACGGUCACCAGAAGACAGGAAAGUCUACACAUAUGUAGCGUGAAGACGAAAAACUACUGUGAUCUGGAUUUUGACUUGUUAUUUGUUCUCGUUUUCCGACGACUUGAGGAACGUGUGUAUAAAAUAAACAUAAACAACUUCUCUGCUUUGCCCUGUAUAUUUGUCAGCAUAUAUGGAUAUCAAGAGAGAGAAAGGAAGAAAGAACAGAAAAAAGAAGAUAAAAAAAAAAAAAUUAUAUAUAAAGACUUGAAAGUAAUUCAAAGAAGGUCUCCAUUCUUUGCAUUUUUGUUUGAAUAAUGCAGAAUUCCUCCACAUUGAACACGCUGGUGCCAGUGGGGAUGGAUCCCGAAUGUUGUUCAGUAUUGUUUUGUGUACAGGUCGUUUGUUCUGUGUCCGAGCUGUUCUCUUAUGACUUCGUCUAGGAUUUGUAGUGUGUACAACAGCGACAACAAACCAUAAAAAGAGUUGUUGUAACACUUGGGCCAGAAAGUUACCGUGUUGAAACAUCAUUUAGGCGGGAACAUUACAGUGUGGUAACAUUUCUAUGCCGCAAUGCACCACAAUGCACCACAGGGCCUCAGUGUUGUAUCACUAUAGGUCUGAAAAGUUCCAGUGUUUUGAUACUUUUAGGCGAUGAGGUUACACUCUCUAACUAUAGACCAGAAGGUUAUUUUUUGUAAUCUUAUAGGCCAAAAAGGUUACACUGUUGUAACUUUAUUGGUAUGAAAAUUACACUUACGUAACUGUAGCCCAAAUUAUUACAGUCUUGUAAGUUUAUAGGCCUGACGGGUACAGUCAUUUUUAUAGCUCUGUAGGUCUAAUGGUUUCUUGUGACCUAUGAACUGCGGUUACAGGUUUGAAGGACAUCAGGAAAUUGAAAUAACAUCCUAGCGGUACACUUUGCACAUGCAUAAAGUGUGUUCUUCUGGUGAGGAAUGUUUGCUGAAAUUUGAUUGGAUGUGGAAGAAUCGAGGUCAAAAGUCUACUGCACUAGAAGUUAUUUACUGAAAUUGAAGAUAACGUCAUUUUGGUUCACAUGUAAAAAUGUUUAAUUUGCUCUCAACCGACAAACAGAAAAACAAAAACAAUCUGUGAUCGUUUAAUGCUUGCACAGUCAUAUAUAUAUAAAUAUAUAUAUAUAUAUCUAUAAAUAUAUAAAAACUUAUGUUGAUUGUAAUAUUUUACAAGACGUUUACAGAGCAUGUAAACAUGCUCAGGUCAGAUAAAAUGUCUUGUCUCCCUUUUUGAUUUUGGUACGGGAAUAUGUGGGACAAGUGAGUAAAUCCAAUAUUUAUAUUGUUCACAUGAUGAGACAAAUGUUUUUUUUGUUUUUGUUUUUUUUUCUAUUUUGUGUGGAUUAAUAUUUUAUUUGGUCAGCAGUUAUUUAAUAUGAAAAUGUCAUGGUUGUUGGUGACUGUUUGUUUUCUUCAUGUUAUCCAAUACAUCGAUGUAUUCAAUUUAAAGGGGCCAUAUCAAAGUUGCAUAAUGGCCUGCAAUUAUUUAUUAAUGAUUGUAUGCAGAGGGAAAGAAAUAUGGGAACUCCUGGUAUUUGAGAGGAAAUUAAGUAUUAGCGUAAUUAUGCCUGUAUUAAAAUACAAAAAUGUAAAUAAUGUAGGACUGAAUGUCAGUAAAACAGUUAAUUUCCUGAUGAUGGAUUUGGUAACUAGUUUUGUGUUUUCUUAUUUCUUUUCAUCAGUACACGAAAAUGUGAAGAUAAUAUUUUAAAUAUCAGGUCCAUAAAAAUUGCAACCAAAUUUACUAGCAGGAAUAAAAAAGAAGAGAAAUCACAAUUAUUGCAUACAGGUUUUCCUCCAUAGUUCCUUGAGAAUCACGACAUAUUGCUGUUUUCAUAGAUAAUACGACAUUAGUGUUUGUUUUUAUCCAGAAUUUUUGGUGAAGCCAUUUCAUAUGCCAAGCAGCAACACAUUACAAUUGUUGAUAUUCUCAAGUUAAAUAUAACAAUAUAUAUGUAGGAUAGAUUAAUCUGUAGUUAAUUAUUGUAAAGAAAAACAUGUUUAAAAUAUAGCAAAAUACGGCAUGUGCCGCAAUGAUAUUGGACCUUUAAGAGGUUUAUGUUUGAGAUUUUUAUGUUACUAAUUUGUAAUUAUUUAUCCCAAAAGAAAAAAUUAAAAUAGCAAAAUAUUGCACUUACAAUGGUGAUAUUGCACUUACAAUGGUGAUAUUGCACAUUUUAACAGGUUUAUGUUUCAGAUAGUUGCUGUCUUUUUUUAAAAAAUCUGUUUGCAUUGCUUUAACGACAAAAAGUUUAAUUUGCAAACUUAGGUUUGAUGUUUUUUUAAUUAGCAGUGCUUGUAAUGACUUACUAUAAAUGUGACAGAUUUUAAUAAGCUUAGAUUGAUCUUGAAGAAGUAGACUACUAAUAUUUGGUAAAGGAUUUCCAGGAAUGACUUUGAAAUUUAGAAUCUAAUAUUUUUUAUUUAUAACUGUAUUUGGGUGUUCUGUGCAGUAAAGCCUAGCAUAAAAUCAUUGCAAAUGAUUAUAAAUUAAAAUUAAUUGAUUUUAAUUUAUAAAUUGCCUUUUUGCAUGUUUAAAACAUUAAAGGAUACAUUUUAUGCAGUUUCGGAAAUGUAAACAAUUUACAUUUGAUUAAAAUGUAACACACAUGAUAAAGGGAAUAGUGUGAGUGAAAUACAGUGUAUUAAAAAGAGAUCCCAGUAACUUAAAGGGACAGUCCUGAGUGUACAAUCAUUGUAAAAUGCUUCCGACCAAUAGAGCCUUCUCGAUGACGUAACAUACAUUUUCUUAUUUAAAAUAUCAGUGUCUGUAUUUACAAGAUGUUUGUUGUUGUCCUAAUGCUUGUAGUAGCCCAAACCAGAUUUUACUUCCCAAUAAUUUUAUAUGUACGAAAAAAUAUAUAUCACAAAUUAAAGUAAAAACGGAUUGCUGCAAACAGUAGUAUAGGCCCGCACACACAUUUGAUAAACAGACACUGGUAUUCUAAACAAGAAUAUGUAUUUAGUAUGAACAAGGCUCGCAAUCAUCGUACAAUGGCUACAAACUCAGGACAGUCCCUUUAAUAAAUGAAGUUUAAUGUUUAAGUAGGUCAAGUGUGAAGCUGCUUUUAGAAAUUACUAUGCCAAGAGAAAAAAAGAAGGUUUUCUGUAUUUGCUUGGUUUUUAGAUUCGUAUUAUUUUGAUUUAAAAACACAUACUUUCACUACUAUAUAGAUCUGUAUGGAUUUAAGACAUGCCAAAGGGAGUUAAUGCAGAUAUAUAACAAGGAAUUUAGGUUUGUAAUAGGGAUUUAUGGUACUGGUAUUUAAUAUGGAUUAAAACAUGCAGUAUGGGC